AGAGGGGGAAAACAAGCAUCUGCAGCUUCCUAGUCACUCACUCACUCACUCACUCGUCUCCUCGUCUAUCACCAACAUUACCUUGUCUAGUUCUUCUAGAACAUGACCACCGACAGUACCGUCCAGCCGUCAUCACCAGCUUCCCACCCAGCCAAGCGCGUCAAGCUCGACGAGAACACUACAAGCAACACCACCACUAUCGCCUCAUCUGCAGACACCAUGGCCGCCCCUCCGCUCAUGAUCAAGAGACUCUCUGAGAAGGCUCGCCUGCCUACCCGUGGCAGCGCCUUCGCAGCCGGCUAUGACAUCUAUGCAUCCAAGCCCACCGUCAUCCCAGCACGCGGCAAGGCUCUUGUCGACACGGACAUCAGCAUGGCAUGCCCGCCAGGGACUUAUGGCCGUAUCGCUCCACGUUCCGGCCUAGCCUCCAAGCACUUCAUAGACACCGGUGCAGGUGUGAUCGACGCAGACUACCGCGGUCAGGUCAAGAUCCUACUCUUCAACCACUCCGAGGCCGACUUUUCCGUCUCCGAGGGUGACCGCGUUGCCCAGCUCGUGCUGGAGCGCAUCUACACCCCCGAGGUGGUCGAGGUUGCCGAGCUCGAGGACAGCGUGCGCGGCGCUGGCGGGUUUGGUUCGACCGCGCGACCACUGAUGGGGCCACGGACGGUGCUGCCCCCGCGCCAGCGGUCGAGGUAA
Molecule: messenger RNA, 699 nt
Organism: Cryphonectria parasitica EP155
Lineage: Eukaryota; Fungi; Ascomycota; Sordariomycetes; Diaporthales; Cryphonectriaceae
Exons: 4
Coding region: 103-699 (198 amino acids)
Biological process (GO): dUMP biosynthetic process; dUTP catabolic process
Molecular function (GO): dUTP diphosphatase activity; magnesium ion binding
Source: RefSeq, a predicted model, not a curated record